GGAGACCUGCGGGCAGUGCUGAUGGAGGCGCCGGGACGCUGCGUGCCCUACGCGGUUAUAGAAGGUGUGGUGAGGUCAGUUAAGGAGACCCUGAGCAGCCAGUUUGUGGAGAACUGCAAGGGAGUGGUUCAGAGGCUGACGCUGCAGGAGCACAAGAUGGUGUGGAACAGAACCACUCACCUCUGGAAUGACUACGAGAAGAUCAUCCACCAGCGAACCAACACCACCCCCUUUGACCUGGUCCCUUUGGAGGACAGCACUGGUGUGACUGUGCGGGUGAUGAAGCCUCUGGAGGCUGCUGAGCUCAGCCUGGAGACAGUGUAUGAGAAGUUCCAUCCUUCUGUCCAGUCCUUCACCGACGUCAUCGGCCACUACAUCAGUGGAGAGCGUCCCAAGGGCAUCCAGGAGACAGAGCAGAUGCUGAAGGUGGGCACAGCACUGACAGGGGUGGGAGAGCUGGUCCUGGACAACACCACCAUCAAGCUGCAGCCCCCAAAGCAGGGUAUGCCCUACUACCUGAGCUCCAUGGAUUUCGACUCCCUGCUGCAGAAACAAGAGUCCAACACCAGGUUUUGGAAAAUCCUGACCUUCAUGUUUGGUUUUGCCACCUGUGCUGUCCUUUUCUUCGUCCUGAGGAAGCAGUACCGGUACCACCGGGAGAGGCAGCACCUCAGGCAGAUGCAGGAGGAAUUCAGGCAGGCUCAGGAGCGCCUGAUGAACACAGAGGGGGGAGAGACCCUCAAAAACGCCUGUGUGAUCUGCCUGAGCAGCACCAAAUCCUGUGUCUUCCUGGAGUGUGGCCACGUCUGCUCCUGCCACGAGUGCUACCAGGCACUGCCCGAGCCCAAGAAGUGCCCAAUCUGCAGGCAGGGCAUCACCAGGGUGGUUCCCUUGUACAACAGUUAA
Messenger RNA from Acanthisitta chloris (rifleman), 906 nucleotides. RefSeq names its product mitochondrial E3 ubiquitin protein ligase 1 (gene MUL1). Gene Ontology annotation, biological process: protein ubiquitination; organelle organization. The transcript is spliced from 3 exons. NCBI's taxonomy places the organism in Eukaryota, Metazoa, Chordata, Aves, Passeriformes, Acanthisittidae. Gene Ontology annotation, molecular function: ubiquitin-protein transferase activity. The annotation marks the transcript as partial. The record is from RefSeq and is a predicted model, not a curated record. Gene Ontology annotation, cellular component: mitochondrion.